UUCAAGGGUCUGGGUCGGGGACCCACCACAUUAAUAAGUAGCGCGUCUCAGUCCCGCCAAAAGCGCGUCUCGCCCGCCACGAACGCCGACUCAUACAACGACUCGUAAAACGACUCGACACGACUCCUAUCUACCUACAUCCAGAGUCCAAGAACCUCGAAUAUCCGCUCAAGGCACCACACCCUGCGCGUCCCUUUCACAACCGGCCAUGUCCGUCAUAAUGCAAGCCCCCAUCUUCUCAUUCGGCGGCAGCAGCAGCAGCAGCAGCAGCGAUGCCCGCCGCCGCCCAUCCCAUCGCCCAGCCGUGUCCUCGCCGCUCUCCUCGUCUCCCAUCCGCGCUCCCUCCUACUCCCCGCCGCCGUCGGCGGGCCCGCUCUCGCCGCGCGAACCCAACGGCCUGCCCAGGAGCCAGCAGCAGCAGCAGCAGCAGCACUCGGACACGCAGUCGUCCCCGAUCCCGGCGCCGCCGUCCAAGUUCCGGUUCGCGACCCGGACGCCGCGGCCGAACCCCGUGGUGCGGAGGCGCGAGGACGCGCAGGAGAGCAGGCGCCGGCUGUUCAUGCGGGACGUGCGGCAGAGGGCGGACGACAAGAAGUGGGAGCGGAGGGGGGGUGAGCAGGAGUUGCUCAAGCUGGAGUGGUGGCGUCUCAACAGGGAGAUGCAGGAGGCCAAGGAGGAGGAACUGGCGCGGUUCGGCACCGACGAGGACAUCGAGGAGGCGGCGCGACUUCAGGAGGAGAUGGCCGAUGCCGUCUUCUCCUCUGGCGGUGACGGAGACGACGACAUGAUGAUCGAUGACAUCGCUCGGGCGGAAGAGGCGGAGCUUGAGGCCCUGCUCUCGUCCAUGCCCCACACGCCGCCGUCAAGCAAUCAAAUGGUGGACCCAAGGACGGAUUCGCCGUCUUUCUCAGACGACGACGAUUACGACUCCCUGUUCAUGGAUUUUGCUGCACAAGAAGACCCGCUGCAAAAUCCACACUAUAAAAGAGGCCGGGAGAUGGCUUGCUCACAAGAUAUGGAUAUGUCUUGAGAUUUGCUGAAGCUUAGGAUUGUGUAUCAAGCAUUGCAUUGGCCUCAAAUCUGGCUGGAGUUCAGGUAUCAUGGGACACGGCGUUGGGGGAUUCAGGGGUGCUUUGACGCAAUGGAAAUUCCAUGUAUAAUCUUUAGAAUUCGCGAGGUAUCUGAGAUUCAGAGCUGGA
Messenger RNA from Phialemonium atrogriseum, 1199 nucleotides. RefSeq lists its product as uncharacterized. Lineage: Eukaryota; Fungi; Ascomycota; Sordariomycetes; Cephalothecales; Cephalothecaceae. The record is from RefSeq and is a predicted model, not a curated record. Bases 209 to 1030 code for a protein of 273 amino acids. The transcript has 2 exons.